ACCAAUAUUACCAAAACACACCACACACAACACACUAAACACUCAUUUUUUCCUUCAAACAAAACAACCCAACCCAAUCACUCUAUAAAACCACCUCCAUCCUCUACUUCUUCCCUUAACCACUCUUGUUGUUGUUGUUCUUCUUCUUCUUUGUGCUGCAGUAAGUUUUAGAGAGAAAGAGAUGGAGGGGAAGGAAGAAGAUGUGAGACUUGGAGCAAACAGGUUCUCAGAAAGGCAACCCAUAGGAACAGCAGCACAGAGUCAAGACAAGGACUACAAGGAACCACCACCAGCACCUCUGUUUGAGCCUGGUGAACUUAAGUCCUGGUCCUUUUACAGGGCUGGUAUUGCAGAGUUCAUGGCUACUUUUCUCUUCUUGUACAUCACCCUCCUCACUGUCAUGGGUGUUAAGAACUCUAACAGCCAGUGCUCCACUGUUGGCAUUCAGGGUAUUGCUUGGGCCUUUGGUGGCAUGAUUUUUGCUCUUGUCUACUGCACUGCUGGUAUUUCAGGUGGACAUAUUAACCCUGCUGUGACUUUUGGGUUGUUUUUGGCAAGGAAGUUGUCCUUAACAAGGGCAGUGUUCUACAUGGUGAUGCAGUGUUUGGGAGCAAUUUGUGGUGCUGGUGUUGUGAAAGGGUUCAAGAAAGGGCUUUAUGACAGCCAAGGAGGAGGAGCUAAUGUUGUGAACCCUGGGUACACAAAGGGAGAUGGUCUUGGUGCUGAGAUUGUUGGCACUUUUGUUCUUGUUUACACUGUGUUCUCUGCUACUGAUGCUAAGAGAAAUGCUAGAGACUCUCAUGUUCCUCUUCUUGCUCCUUUGCCUAUUGGUUUUGCUGUCUUUCUUGUUCACUUGGCUACUAUUCCCAUCACUGGCACUGGUAUUAAUCCUGCUAGAAGUCUUGGUGCUGCUAUCAUCUACAACAAACACCAUGCUUGGAGUGAUCAUUGGAUUUUCUGGGUUGGACCCUUCAUUGGAGCUGCUCUUGCUGCUACUUACCACCAGAUUGUUAUCAGAGCCAUUCCAUUCAAGAGCAGACCUUGAGCUUGUUUUACUCUAUGAAAAAAAUAUCUCAUGUCAUGUUUCUCCUACCUUAAAAUUAUGUAUUUUUUCUUUUCUUUUCUCAGUUGUAAGCUUUGUUUGCUUGAAUCUCUUGUGAGUGUAUAAAUUAUGCUAUGCUUCAUCUUCUUCA
Dioscorea cayenensis subsp. rotundata (Guinea yam) is the source of this 1193-nucleotide messenger RNA. RefSeq names its product probable aquaporin PIP1-2. Gene Ontology annotation, molecular function: water channel activity. The transcript has 3 exons. Gene Ontology annotation, biological process: transmembrane transport; response to water deprivation. The coding region runs from base 182 to 1045 and encodes 287 amino acids. The record is from RefSeq and is a predicted model, not a curated record. NCBI's taxonomy places the organism in Eukaryota, Viridiplantae, Streptophyta, Magnoliopsida, Dioscoreales, Dioscoreaceae. Gene Ontology annotation, cellular component: plasmodesma; plasma membrane; vacuole.